Colletotrichum acutatum is the source of this 1717-nucleotide messenger RNA. RefSeq names its product E1-E2 ATPase-domain-containing protein. Gene Ontology annotation, biological process: potassium ion transport; intracellular calcium ion homeostasis; monoatomic ion transmembrane transport. Gene Ontology annotation, cellular component: plasma membrane. NCBI's taxonomy places the organism in Eukaryota, Fungi, Ascomycota, Sordariomycetes, Glomerellales, Glomerellaceae. The record is from RefSeq and is a predicted model, not a curated record. Bases 1 to 1692 code for a protein of 563 amino acids. Gene Ontology annotation, molecular function: P-type potassium transmembrane transporter activity; ATP binding; ATP hydrolysis activity. The transcript has 4 exons.
AUGAAAGCAACCGAAAAGACAGUAGACUCCUUCCAGGAGCAUAUCUCGGGACAAUCCAACAAGCCUCUCUCUCGACCACCUCACUCUUUGGAGGCUAUUCAGGUCCUCGAAGAACUCAAUGUCGACGCAAUCAAAGGCUUGGGCCCCGACGAUGCUGCCCGCCGGUUGGCGGAAUUGGGGCGCAAUGAGCUUCGUCAACAAAAAGGCGUCCAGCCUUUGAAGAUUUUUCUUGAGCAGAUUUUCAAUGCUAUGACUCUGGUCCUCCUACUAGCACUCGGCGCAAGUUUCGGCAUCCAAGCCUGGAUCGAAGGCGGCAUUCUAGGAGGCAUCAUCGUCCUCAACAUCUUCAUCGGCUUCUUCCAGACCCUCCAAGCCGAAAAGACAAUCAACUCUCUAAAGAACCUCGGCAAACCGACAUGCAAGGUCGUGCGCGACGGCAAGACGAUCGAGAUACAGACGGCCGACGUAGUACCUGGAGACAUCAUCGACUUGAAUACGGGCGACUCGGUGCCAGCGGAUAUCAGACUCAUUGAAGCCGUCAAUCUGGAGGCGGAUGAGGCGUUGCUUACUGGAGAGUCCGCGCCCGUGUCCAAGAUGCCCAACUCGGUGUUUGACGAAGAUACGGGUCCGGGAGAUCGACUUAAUGUGGUGUACAGCUCCACAGUCAUCACGAAGGGUCGCGGGCGCGGCGUCGUGUUUGCUACUGGCAUGUUCACCGAGAUUGGCCUCAUUGCUGGUGCAUUGAACGGCGGCUCGGGGAAUAAGUCCCGGGUGAAGCGCAACGAGCAUGGGAGCGCUUCAGUCCUUGCGUACCUUGCCGCUGGGUUCAUGGCUGCCAAGUCGUGGAUCGGCGAGUUCUUGGGACUGACCAUCGGCACGCCGUUGCAGAGGAAGCUCUCUCAGCUAUUUCUGUGGCUGUUCUUGUUUGCCAUUAUCUGUGCCAUCGUUGUUCUUGGCGUCAACAAGUUUGACUCUCGCAAGGAUGUGAUUAUCUACGCGGUCACUACUGCGAUUGGGACGAUCCCUGUUUCUCUGUUGCUGGUCCUGACAGUCACCAUGGCCGCGGGUACGAAGAAGAUGCUCGAGCGUCAUGUCAUUGUCCGCAACCUUUCAAGUUUGGAAGCACUUGGAGGAGUCAGCAACAUCUGCUCCGACAAGACAGGCACGAUUACCCAAGGGCGCAUGGUUGUCCGCAAGGCAUGGCUUCCGGGAUGCGGCACCUACUCUGUCUACACCACGAACGACGUAUACAACCCUUUUGCUGGUGAAGUCGAGUUUGCGGCUGGCCAACCAAAGGACAUUGACUCCGUCUCCGAGAAAGAGCACAACCUGCGGGCCGAGCCAAUUGAUACGCACCCUGAGCCUGCGACGAAGCCUGCUCUGCAAUGGUUUUUGAACGUUGCGUCGCUGGCGAAUCUGGCAACUCUGAAGCAGAACGCCGAAGAUCCCACCAGCUCUGGGGAGUGGACGGCUAGCGGAGCACCCACCGAGAUUGCUAUUGAGGUGUUCGCGUCUCGAUUUGGUUGGAACAGGGUGCAGCUGUCCCAAGGCUCAGAAGCUUCUUGGAAAGAGAUUGCAGAAUUUCCCUUUGACUCGGAUGUCAAAAAGAUGUCUGUCAUCUUCAAGAAUGUGGCCUCGGAAGAGAUGCAUAUCUUCACAAAGCUGCACAGAUUAAUCAACGCAUAUCUAUAAUACUGGCUAACAUGACCCUACAGGG